CGUUUUCUUUUUUUCUUUCCAGGUAAUUCGAACAAAAUGACGCGACGGAAAAGUGUGUAUUCAAAGUGGACUUUAGUUUUAUUAGUAGUUAUUUUAUGUCAGUUUGUUGAUUCAAGACCACAGGAGCUGACUCCGCCGUCACCGGCUACCGAUGCACCAACAAACAAUGUACAAACCACAGAAUCCACAAGGAGUUCCAGUGAAAAGACUCCAGUAAACGUGACUAAAGAAGAAGUGACCACCAGCAGCGCUUCCAGGAAUGUCAAGACUAAAGGCCCUGGUAUUGGCGACUCCAUCAAAAUGGUUGCUAGCCAGUUGCUUGAAACUCCUUCUAAUUCUUCAGGACCAGCAGCCAUAGUAGCUGACACCAGAAUACCCCCGAAACUUAAAAAUCAACUUGCACAAAAACAUAAAAUUAAAACAAGACAUGAAAAUGGAGAAGAACCUGUGGAGAACGCUCAUGUAGGUGUCGCUGUACCUGUCACAAUGGAGGAGUUGGAAUCUGAAAAUAAAGUGAAUGAAGCAUCAAAUGAAUCAUCAACAUCUAAUGAAGGAAUUUCUACCUGGAUUCUAUUAAGUAACCCUACGAAUAAAGAAAAUAUUACAUCUACUACUGAGCCCACAAAAGCAGAUGACAGUAUAAAGAAACAGAAACCGCUGCCUUCUAAAACUAAAACGAAACGUCCUCAGGUUAACAAAGUGCCAGUAGUUAAACGUCCGAUUAUUGGCAGUACGAAUAAAUCUGAUUUAGUUGCUGGAGGAUCAGCUAUAAACGAAAAUGUGUACAAUAAAAUUAAGGAUACUGUUUUAUCCAAUGUUCAGAAAAACAAAAGUACAACAACCCAACGCACCACAACACCCUCAACCACCACUGUUUCUACAACCACAGAACCGCCUACUACGAAAAAAGAAGUUAUUACAAAGCCAACAGUGACUCUCCCUGUAUUGAAGGUUACCUCGAAACCAACAAAAAAGAAGAACAAAAAUAAGCACAAACUCACUACAACAGAAGCACCAGUUGCAAAUGAAUCUGCUUUAUUACCAAUGGAGCCAAAAGAACAAGAAAUUGAACUUGAAAUCAGCACCCCAGCAGCCACCACAAAGAAACCAAAACGCACUACUUCCACCAAGAAAAAGAAGACAAAGAAACGUAAGACCACCAAACCUAAACCCGAAACUGGCACUGCAGUUAGUGAAGUUAAAACGAGCAAUAAAACAAAAUCUAGUAAGCCUUCAAAGAAACCAACAAUAACAGAUGUCACUGGCCCAAUUACCUCCCAAAUCUACAAUUACUUUUCAAGAGAAGUGAUGCCUUCUGUAGGAGUUGGAGUUAUUGGUUUAGCAAGUCUGGUUGGUAUAGCCAGCUACUUCCUGUAUCCGUUCGCAACGCCGGUUAGAAGGACCUUUGAAGUAGAUAAGAAAGAUGAUAUAUAUAAACACAAUGCUGAAGAAUACGCCAAUGAUGGCAACGGACAAGCUGAAGAAGAAAUGCUUGGGACAGUAUUAGCUGGAAUGCCGGCACAUUCAAAACAUAAGCUUAACCCCUAUGCUGGCCAAACUACUCAUAUAAAUAGAAACCCAUAUCCGGCAAAGAAAGACCAAGACCUUAGAUACCGCCACGUAUCAACGAGCAAUUACGAGCCUAAUUACAAUGUGCGUUAUCCGCAACAAAAAACUGGAAUCGCACAUGGUGCUGUAUACUCUGAGCCAGUUAAUUAUAGCCCGCAACAGCCACAAUAUGAGACACGACAUGUGUAUACCACAGAAAGUAAAUACACAUACGAUAAAGGACCAACUGCUUAUACUCCGUCUUACCCAGCAGUAGAGCCCAUCUACGCAGCACCUCAAACAGGACCUUCUGAAAUAUCAUCGUACGGAAGUGAUUCAUCUAACGCUGUUGUCUACGGGGUGAAACCGUCAUCGGAAUCUGAUUUCAAACCAGUGUAUCCCUUCGAAGGCCAAUAUUAUGGUGAACAUCAAACUACUAGCACUCCAAUGGUAUACGCACCAACAUCAAUGUAUCUAGGCUCAAAUAAUGAGGAACAACCUGAAGACACUAAAUAUGAUGAAAAUACAAGCGAAGAUGAAGAUAGCGUAGACAAUAAGUUUGUGGUCGGUAAUGUUCCUAAAGAGCUGUCAGACUCAGUUACGCCUGCCGUCGUACCAGAACAUGGACCAAGAAAUUUAAAUAGAAAAAAGAGGAGUCCGGUUUACCAAAAGCGUAGCAUCACUGGCUCCAUUGAGGAAAUUCUUAAAGCAGCUAAGGAACAAAACAAGGAUGUGUUUCUUAGCAACGAAAUAGACGAAGCUCUGGGAUUAACAGUUAAAAACGUACCAGUUCCAACCGAACCAAUCAAAGUGGAAACUGAGAACAAAACAGCUGAAAUUAAAGAAGAAAUUGUUCCCGUGUACGCAGUAUCUGUGGAUCCUACAGAAGAAACAAAAACUACAACCAAUGUACCCGUUACACCUGAAAAGAGCGAUUUUGUAGUUGAAAGUGUAUCGACUCUUCCAAUCAACGGUAACAAACAAGAACCAACUACCGACACUGUUAUGUCAAAUGAACUAGACGUCACGACUAAAGCUUUUAAAGUAUACGAGGUGUUUUCGUCUAACAGUCCGGCGGAUACAACUGAGUCAACUAAUACAAACGAAGCAAAAAUGGAGACAACAACAGCUAAGAGUUCAAUGACUGAAACAACGACUGAAUUUAAGUCAGAAACGACUUCAACCAUGCCAUCUACUUCACCUGUUUCAGAAACAAAAGCACCAGCACCAGUUCCCAGUACUUCACGACCAAGGCCAACAAUGUAUCCAGAAGUUAUAACGUACCCUCCUUUAAACCAGGAAGGGGGUAUUUUCACAUUUCUUAAACGACUAAUAGAAUUCAAAUACAGACUGGGACUGAGUAUUAUACAGAAUACGUCAGAAUCUCUAAAUAGGUAUUUAAGAAGUAUGGAAAAUGCGGCGCAGAGCGUAGCAAAUGCUUCUAAGACUUAAGUUUUUAAGUAAGCAUUUAUAUUUAUAAUACGCACAACCGUAAGU
Cydia amplana is the source of this 3045-nucleotide messenger RNA. RefSeq names its product location of vulva defective 1-like. The record is from RefSeq and is a predicted model, not a curated record. NCBI's taxonomy places the organism in Eukaryota, Metazoa, Arthropoda, Insecta, Lepidoptera, Tortricidae. The transcript has 2 exons. Bases 37 to 3000 code for a protein of 987 amino acids.